Messenger RNA from Melanotaenia boesemani (Boeseman's rainbowfish), 1208 nucleotides. RefSeq names its product CD151 molecule (gene cd151). The coding region runs from base 106 to 885 and encodes 259 amino acids. NCBI's taxonomy places the organism in Eukaryota, Metazoa, Chordata, Actinopteri, Atheriniformes, Melanotaeniidae. The record is from RefSeq and is a predicted model, not a curated record. The transcript has 9 exons. Gene Ontology annotation, cellular component: membrane.
UUCACCUUCAACAACGGUAACACAGUGACACUGGGGUUAGUGGGAUCUGUGAAGACAUUACCCCAGUAAUCACCAUCCAUCUGAGGUUCACCAUCUAAAAUCAGAAUGGUGAGUCAAGGUGAAAAAAAACCCACCUGUGGGACAAUUUGUUUGAAAUAUCUACUUUUUCUCUUCAACAUUCUCUUCUGGCUGGCAGGUGGGGCUGUGCUGGCAGUGGGAGUGUGGACCCUAGUGGAAAAAAGCAGCUACAUCAGUUUAUUGAAUUCCAGCCUCUAUUCAGCUUCAGCUUACACCCUGAUAGCUGCUGGAGUCAUUGUAAUUGUGACUGGGAUAAUUGGUUGCUGUGCCACUCUGAAGGAGAUGAGGAGUCUUUUGAUUGUGUAUUUGGUUUUGUUGUUCUGCAUUUUCCUGGUGGAAAUCAUUGCUGGUAUCCUGGCUUACAUUAACUACCAAAAGUGUUUCCCUUUCUGCCACCAGCUGGAUGAAGAGCUCAAACAGAACCUGCAGACGACCAUGCAGCAGAAAUACCAGCAGCUAGGAGAGGAAAGCCUCACACAGGCUGUGGACAAAUUACAGCAGGAGUUUAAGUGUUGUGGAAGUUACAAUUCCUCAGACUGGCGAGACAGUGUGUGGAUCCAGACAGCAGGGAAUGACAGGCUUGUUCCUGAUAGCUGCUGUAAAACUCCUGGAGAACUCUGUGGCCGCAGGGACCAUCCAUCCAAUAUCUACAGGGUGGAGGGAGGAUGCAUCCAGAAACUAGAGGACUUCAUUCUGAGUCAGCUAUAUAUUCUUGGGGCAGUGGGUAUUGGAACAGCAUUUCUUCAGCUUGUGGGGAUGAUGUUCACUUGCUGCCUUUAUCGUAACUUGAAAGAUGACCCUUACUGAUUUUGAACUCUUUUUAAUGUUUCAAUAUUGUAAACUCUACUCACAUACAAACACUACAGGCAAUUUAAUGCUGCUGGGCAGCACUGCAAAAUUCCAGUGCAUUGUGUAUUAUGCAUUUUAUGAUAAAGAAAUUUAUGUGCAGAUAAACUUAAAAAAAGAAGAAAAAAGAAAGAAAGAAACACACAUUUAAAUAAGCUGAGGAUUAACAUGUGGUUAAUUUUGCAGUUAGUGUUAGUCUUUAGUGUUUUGUUUUUCUUUAACAAAAAAAAGAAAAAAAAAAACGUACCACAAACUAUGUACGGUGGCUGUAACUUAAAAAAACA